Messenger RNA from Camelina sativa (false flax), 1098 nucleotides. Its product is annotated as vesicle transport v-SNARE 13. Gene Ontology annotation, biological process: vesicle fusion; intracellular protein transport; vesicle-mediated transport. NCBI's taxonomy places the organism in Eukaryota, Viridiplantae, Streptophyta, Magnoliopsida, Brassicales, Brassicaceae. The record is from RefSeq and is a predicted model, not a curated record. Gene Ontology annotation, cellular component: SNARE complex; Golgi apparatus; endoplasmic reticulum membrane. Gene Ontology annotation, molecular function: SNAP receptor activity; SNARE binding.
UAAAAAAAAAAGAAUCUCUCUUUUUUCAGAGCUCUGUCUAGAAUUGUCUGUCUUCGUCGGAUCUCCGCGUCAUCCACAUUCCGUUGUCGCCGGCGUCAUCUUCUUCUCUGCAGAUCGAUUCGGAUCUUCGCUUUGAUUUUACAUUGGGACCUUUUUGUUUCCUGGGAACGAUGAGUCUUGUGUUUGAAAGAUAUGAGAGGCAAUACUGUGAGCUUUCUGCAAAUCUCUCUAAGAAGUGUACUUCAGCCAAUGCCCUUGAUGAUGGAGAACAAAAGAAGCAGAAGCUAUCUGAUAUAAAAUCUGGGGUUGAGGAAGCAGAAGCAUUGGUUAAGAAAAUGGACCUUGAGGCAAGAAGCCUUCCACCCAAUGUUAAAUCCAGCCUCCUUGUCAAAUUAAGGGAAUACAAAUCCGAUCUUAACAAUUUCAAGACUGAAGUGAAGAGAAUCACAUCUGGGAACUUAAACGCUACUGCUCGAGAUGAGUUACUAGAAGCUGGUAGGGCUGACACAUUGACGGCUUCAGCUGAUCAAAGAUCAAGAUUGAUGAUGUCAACAGAGCGUUUAGGCCGAUCCACAGACAGAGUCAAAGACAGUAGGAGAACAAUGUUGGAGACUGAAGAGAUUGGUGUUUCAAUCCUUCAGGAUUUGCACGGCCAGAGACAGUCUCUCCUACGAGCCCAUGAAACGCUUCAUGCAGUUGAUGAUAACGUGGGAAAGAGCAAGAAAAUAUUGACAGCGAUGACGAGGAGGAUGAAUAGGAACAAAUGGACUAUCGGUGCGAUUAUCACAGUCCUUGUCCUCGCCAUUAUCUUGAUCUUAUACUUCAAACUCACCAGGUGAAGCCUCUCUCUUCACCAGCCUGGCCAAAAUCUAUGUUACUGAACAACUUGUGUUGUGCUCUCUUUGUGUCUCUUCUCCUUCUCUUGAGUGUUUCUCUCUCUCUCUCUCUCUCGAUUUUGUGGAUGGUGAUUCCGAGAAUCUAAUAUUGAAAUUAGAACUCGAGUCUACUUCUGACUUCUGUGUUAUUUGAUUGAACAUGAUGUAAUUGACUGGUGACAAAGCUCUUGUGAAUCAUUUGCUUUAUAUUCUUCACCAAACC